Molecule: messenger RNA, 1557 nt
Organism: Dovyalis caffra
Lineage: Eukaryota; Viridiplantae; Streptophyta; Magnoliopsida; Malpighiales; Salicaceae
Source: the annotation of a GenBank genome assembly
AUGGAGAAGAGGAUUGCCAUCAUCGGUGCCGGAAUCAGUGGCCUGCUUGCAUGCAAGCACACAAUGGAGAAGGGUUUUAACCCCAUUGUGUUUGAAGCAAGGAGUGGCAUAGGCGGAGUUUGGUCUCAAACCAUACAGUCUACAAAGCUACAGACACCUAAAACAUUUUACCAGUUUUCAGAUUUUGCUUGGCCACCUUCAGUUAAAGAGACUUUCCCUGAUCACAAACAAGUACUGGAGUACGUUAAAUCCUAUGCUGUUCACUUUAACAUCCUUCCUAGGAUCAGAUUUAACUGCAAAGUUACUUGCAUAGACUAUGUAAUACCAGGUGAUAAGGAUUUACCAUCUUGGGAUUUGUGGGGUGGCACUGGUUGGCCUUUCUCUCCUACUGGAAGAUGGAACGUAACUGUACAGGAUGCCAGGGAUCCCUCUGUACCAGUUGAGGUUUACCAACUGGAUUUUGUGAUCCUUUGCAAUGGAAAGUACAGUGACCUGCCAAACAUGCCAGAGUUUCCCUUGAACAAAGGGCCUGAAGUGUUUAAUGGGCAGGUCUUACAUUCUAUGGAUUAUGCUGCAAUGGCUAAUGAUUGUGCUGCUGAGCUGGUUACCAACAGGAGGGUUACGGUUAUCGGCUUUCAGAAAUCAGCAGUGGAUAUAGCAGCAGAAGUUGCAAACAGAAAUAGUGUAAAUCACCCAUGCACCCUGAUAUUCAGAACUGUCCAUUGGCUAGUUCCUGAAUACUUUCUCACACUCACCUUCAAAAGCUUAAAUCGCUUCACAGAGUUUAUGGUUCAAAAGCCUGAUCAAGGAUUUUUCAUUUGGCUCUUGGCCAUUUUGCUUUCACCUCUGCUGUGGAUAUUUUCAAAAUUAACGGAGUGCUAUCUGAAGUGGAAUCAGCCAUUGAAGAAAUACAAUAUGGUCCCAGAACAUGGCUUCCUGAAACAGAUAUCUUCAUGCAUGUUCACAGUGUUGCCAGCCAAUUUUUAUGACAAAGUAAACGAAGGAAGUCUCAUCCUAAAGAAAUCACAGAGUUUCAACUUCUGCAAAAAUGGUUUGGUUAUUGAUAGCGAGGAGACCCCUGUGGCGACAGAUAUCGUUAUCUUUGCAACUGGAUACAAAAGUGACGAAAAGCUCAAGAACAUUUUCAAAUCAGGCUACUUUCAAAAAUGCAUCACCGAGUCAUCAGCUCCCUUCUACAGGGAGUGCAUACAUGCCCAGAUACCACAGCUGGCAAUACUUGGGUAUGCAGAUAGUCCUGCAAUCUUGUACACAACAGAAAUGAGAAGCAAGUGGCUAGCACAUUUUCUUGCUGGAAAAUUUAAGUUACCAACCAUAAAAGAGAUGGAAGCUGAUGUGAAAGCAUGGGAGAAAUGCAUGAAGUAUUAUGCGAAAGAGAGCUACAAAAGAUCAUGCAUUAGCGUGUUGCUGCAAAUCUAUUGCAAUGAUCAGCUGUGCAAGGACAUGGGGUUUAAUCCAAGAAGGAAAAAGUGGCUUCUACCUGAGCUGUUUGCUCCUUAUUGUCCUGAUGAUUACAAAUACCUAUGUUGGCAAACGUAG